CCGCUUGCCAAAUCACUCGCUUUUUGACUGCUGCUGCUGCGUGUUGUUGUCGUGUUCUUCAGAUUGUACUUUCGUUUUCUGUGUCGUGCAAGCAAAAAAUCGCAAUUUCAACAUAAAUUUCCCGUGAAAAUCAGUGAAUUUCCUCCAAGAGGUGGUGGAAAAUAGUAGACUGAACGUGUUUCUCCGGUUUUGGAGAAUAUUGGUGCGUGAGAAGAGAAGGGAAAUGUCCAUUUGGGAAUCAGUUCAAGGAAGGAGAAUCACUAGCAUAAUCGUUUGAGGAGGAAAUUCCCGGAGGAAUCGAUCUACGGAGAAACAUUCAGACAUCUUUUUCGGGAAUAUCACAGUAAAGGAGAGCAGUCGUCAAAAUGGUUUUAGCGGAUCUCGGUCGGAAGAUUACGAAUGCUUUGCAUUCGCUCAGCAAGGCCACCAUCAUCAAUGAGGAGGUGCUGGAUUCUAUGCUGAAGGAGAUCUGUACGGCCCUGCUGGAGGCGGACGUGAACAUUCGGCUGGUGAAGAAGCUGCGGGAAAAUGUGAAGUCGGUGAUCGAUUUUGACGAGAUGGCCGGAGGAUUGAAUAAGCGGCGGAUGAUUCAAUCGGCGGUUUUUAAGGAACUGGUUAAGCUGGUCGAUCCGGGAGUAAAGCCGUAUCAACCGGUCAAGGGGCGGCCCAAUGUGAUCAUGUUCGUCGGGUUGCAGGGAUCCGGAAAGACCACCACCUGUACCAAAUUGGCCUACCACUAUCAGAAGAAAAACUGGAAGUCGUGCCUGGUCUGUGCGGAUACGUUCCGUGCCGGUGCGUACGAUCAGAUCAAACAGAACGCCACCAAGGCCCGGAUUCCGUUCUACGGAAGCUACACGGAGGUGGAUCCGGUUGUGAUCGCCCAGGAUGGCGUGGACAUGUUCAAGAAGGAGGGCUUCGAGUUCAUCAUCGUCGAUACGAGCGGUCGCCACAAGCAGGAGGAAUCCCUGUUCGAGGAGAUGUUGGCGGUGGCCACGGCCGUCAAGCCGGACAAUAUCAUCUUCGUGAUGGAUGCCACCAUUGGGCAGGCUUGCGAGGCGCAGGCCAAGGCUUUCAAGGAGAAGGUCGACAUCGGAUCGGUUAUUAUUACGAAGUUGGAUGGCCACGCCAAGGGAGGUGGUGCCCUGUCAGCUGUGGCCGCAACGAAUUCUCCGAUCAUCUUCAUCGGAACCGGUGAGCACAUCGACGAUUUGGAACCCUUCAAGACGAAACCGUUCAUCAGUAAGCUGCUGGGCAUGGGAGACAUCGAGGGUCUGAUCGACAAGGUUAACGAGCUGAAUCUGGACGACAACGAGGAACUGAUUGACAAGAUCAAACAUGGCCAGUUCACCAUCCGGGACAUGUACGAGCAGUUCCAGAACAUCAUGAAGAUGGGACCGUUCUCGCAGAUUAUGGGCAUGAUCCCCGGCUUCUCGCAAGACUUCAUGACCAAGGGCGGCGAGCAGGAAUCGAUGGCCCGCAUCAAGCGACUGAUGACCAUGAUGGACUCGAUGUCGGACGGUGAGCUGGACAACAAGGACGGUGCCAAGCUGUUCAGCAAGCAACCAACGCGGGUAAUUCGGGUGGCGCAGGGAUCCGGAGUGACGGAGCGGGAAGUGCGCGACCUGAUCUCCCAAUACACGAAGUUCGCCGCCGUCAUCAAGAAGAUGGGCGGCAUCAAGGGCCUGUUCAAGAGCGGCGAUAUGACCAAGAACGUGAACCCGACGCAGAUGGCCAAGCUCAAUCAGCAGAUGGCGAAGAUGAUUGACCCGCGGAUGUUCCAGCAGAUGGGCGGCAUGAGCGGCCUGCAGAACAUGAUGAGGCAGCUGCAGCAGGGCGCCGGCGGCCUGGGGAAUCUGAUGGGCGGAUUCGGUAAGUCUUGAAACGGGCGGCGUUUUGAGAGUGUAAGAUUGUUUAUUUCCAUUCAGCUCCUUCAGUAAGGUUUGAGUUCAUUAUUCCGGAUUAUGAAAUAGUUUAUGUUUGUUGUAAGAUGAGGAAUUCUUGAGUUUCUUGUAUUUUUUUUUUGUUUUAGAACGGCGAGAACCGGAAGAUUGUGUAUUCUCGACGUAUUAUAGGAUAAUAGAAAUAUCUAGGUCUAUCCACCAACAAUGUCUUA
Molecule: messenger RNA, 2113 nt
Organism: Aedes aegypti (yellow fever mosquito)
Lineage: Eukaryota; Metazoa; Arthropoda; Insecta; Diptera; Culicidae
Gene: Srp54k
Product: signal recognition particle 54 kDa protein
Exons: 5
Coding region: 366-1880 (504 amino acids)
Biological process (GO): SRP-dependent cotranslational protein targeting to membrane; SRP-dependent cotranslational protein targeting to membrane, translocation
Cellular component (GO): cytosol; signal recognition particle, endoplasmic reticulum targeting
Molecular function (GO): endoplasmic reticulum signal sequence receptor activity; ATP hydrolysis activity; GTPase activity
Source: RefSeq, a predicted model, not a curated record